Molecule: messenger RNA, 1119 nt
Organism: Linum tenue
Lineage: Eukaryota; Viridiplantae; Streptophyta; Magnoliopsida; Malpighiales; Linaceae
Source: the annotation of a GenBank genome assembly
UCAAAAACACUUUUUAAACUGUCUCCUUUCUUUUCUCUUCUCUUCCCCCAUACAUCCCUUUCACAACUCAUCAGCAUUUCCCUUCCCCCAACAUUCCUCCUCCAUUGAUGCUGCUUCUUCUUAUUGUUGUUUUUGUUCUGUAUCUCCAUUCUUCAUCUUCUUUCUUAUGCUCAUAUGCAAGAUCCAGCAGACACCUCCUCCCUACAGAGCUCAAGGUACUUUGCCUAUGUUUCAUCUCUCCAGCAGGAAACCCACCUGGUACCAAAAAGCCCUAAACAUGGCUUCUCAUUGGAGAGUCAUUCCAAGGUCCCAAGAGAUUACUUCCACUCCAAGAUUGUGGAGAUCUCCCACUACAAAAUCAUCCAAAGAACUUUUCCCUACAACCAACCUCAAUAACACCAACAACCCUAGCAAAGGAAUUAACAAGCUAAGAAAGUGCACAUCCAUGAGAGUUGCAACCUCAUUCACUAGGGUUUGUCUCUGUGCACCCAUCUCGUCUUACAACGAAGUGUUUCGGGCUGAUUUCCCACCGAGGAGAAGCAACAGUUACCCUAGAUCAUCAAAAACGUUUCUCGUCCCGCAAGAAAGAAUGAUAGCGCAACCGAAUCCUGCCAGGCUUAGCACGGAAGGUAGGAGGUCGUUUUUUAGGGGGCAAUCUUUGAAUGACGAUGUGCUUAUGAGGAGAUUUGUGCUCGAAGAAGAAGCAAUGAUGGAGGUUAGGAGAAGGACAAAUCAAAUGGAGAUUAUUAGGAGGAGGAGUAGUGUGAUGAUGAGGAAGAAGAAGCUCGCGCCUAGUCGUCUUAGCCAAAUGGUGAUUGCUGAGGUGGAUCAUGAGACCAUUCAAUAUUGAGUUUGAUUAUAGCUUAAUUUUUUAGACAAGUUAAGUUUAAUUAUAACUUGAUUAUAAAUUUUGUUGGUCGUUUUGCAAUAAAAUGUUGCAAUGUUUAGGGUUUAGGGCAUUGUUGUUGUGGAUUAUCUAAAAUUUCCAAAGGGAAGAUCUCAAAUUGGAGUGCAAACCAGAGACAUUAGCAAGUAAAACUGUCAAUGUACUCUCAUAGUCUCUCUCAUCUAGUAGACUCUUCAUCUACAAGCAAAGCAUGAGUUUAUUUCCUUCCAACA